AGAAAGGAGGUAGCACUCGAGGAGUCGAGGUGAGGAGAGGAGGGGGGAAAGAGGAGAGAAGAUGAGUGUUGCCUCCUAUUAAAAAGCCCACAUGCCGCUGAGCUUUGCCACUGCUGCGCCCUGCGGAUGCUGCUCCCUCUUGCGGUGGUGGCAGGUUAGGAAUUGAGCUCAAAAAAGCAGCCAGGUCCCACUCGAGCCGCUGCGUUCCCGGGCGGCGGGUGGCAGUUCUUGAUGCCAAAGAUACUUGCUUUGCGUCGCUCGGCGCGAGCGGCGGCGGGUAGGUGGAGGCAGAGCGCCACAGUGAAGAAGCCGUUCUUGGGAGUGUUGUGGCCCUAGUGUUCGCGAGUGUUGUUCUUGCCUUGGGUUCUUGGCGGCAAUGGCACCGGGCUUGGGGCUGGCGUACCCGUGGGGGAGAGAUGUCCGGCGCGGCAGGCCGGUGGUGGUGACCAUGGAGAACCCCAACUACUCGGUGGUGGAGAUCGACGGGCCCGAGGCGGAGGCGCUCCAGGCUGGCAUGCCCAUGGACAAGGGCCGUGGCAGGAGCGCCAAGCAGUUCACCUGGGUGCUGCUCCUCCGCGCCCACCGCGCCGCCGGGUGCCUCACCUCGCUCGCCGCCGUCGCGUUGGCGCUGCCGGCCGCCGUUGCGAAGCGGUUCCGGCGGUCCGCCGCGACCGAGGGACCCGGCCGCGGCCGCGGCUGGCUGCUCUACAGGUUCAUCAAGGGGUUCUUGGCGCUCUCCUUGCUCGCUCUCGCUUUGGAGCUGGUGGCCUACUGGAAGGGGUGGCACUUCCAGAGACCGAAUUUGACUGUGCCUGAAUUGCAUGUGCCGGAGGUGGAGGAGAUUCAGGGUUGGGCGCACUUGGCGUACCUCUCCUGGAUGUCGUUCCGAGCAGACUACAUCCGGCGGCCGAUCGAGUUCUUGUCGAAAGCUUGCAUUUUGCUCUUUGUCAUCCAAUCGAUUGACCGGCUUGUCUUGUGCUUGGGUUGCUUCUGGAUUAAGUUCAAGAAGAUCAAGCCAAGGAUUGAAGGGGACCCAUUCAGGGAUGGUUCAGUGUAUCUUUACCCAAUGGUGCUUGUUCAAAUUCCGAUGUGCAACGAAAAGGAGGUUUACGAACAAUCGAUUUCAGCCGCCUGCCAGCUAGAUUGGCCUAGAGAUAAGUUUCUAAUUCAGGUGCUCGAUGAUUCCAGCGAUGAGAGCAUUCAAAUGCUGAUCAAAGCAGAAGUUUCCAAGUGGAGCCAACAGGGUGUGAACAUUGUCUACCGGCAUCGGGUGUUGAGGACCGGGUAUAAAGCUGGGAACCUCAAGUCUGCAAUGGGCUGUGACUAUGUCAAGAAUUAUGAGUUUGUUGCCAUUUUUGACGCGGACUUCCAACCAAGCCCUGAUUUUCUCAAGAAAACAAUCCCACAUUUUGAGGGGAAUCCUGAACUUGGUUUGGUUCAAGCACGAUGGAGCUUUGUGAACAAGGACGAGAACCUCUUGACACGCCUUCAAAAUAUCAACCUUUGCUUCCACUUUGAAGUAGAGCAGCAGGUCAAUGGAGUCUUCUUGAGCUUCUUUGGGUUCAACGGAACUGCCGGAGUUUGGAGGAUCCAAGCUUUGGAAGAAUCAGGAGGCUGGCUCGAGAGGACAACCGUAGAGGAUAUGGAUAUCGCUGUUCGAGCACACCUGAAUGGAUGGAAAUUCAUUUUCCUGAAUGAUGUGAAGGUCUUGUGUGAACUUCCAGAAUCCUAUGAGGCGUAUCGAAAACAGCAACACCGGUGGCAUUCUGGGCCAAUGCACCUUUUCCGGCUGUGCCUUCCAGACAUAAUUACUGCCAAGAUAUCCUCAUGGAAGAAGGCAAAUCUAAUACUAUUAUUCUUUCUUUUGAGGAAGUUGAUACUUCCUUUCUAUUCUUUCACAUUAUUUUGUGUCAUUCUUCCACUAACCAUGUUCGUUCCUGAGGCCGAGUUGCCUGUGUGGGUUAUCUGUUAUGUGCCGGUUUGCAUUUCCUUCCUGAAUAUUCUGCCAUCACCAAGAUCAUUUCCUUUCAUUGUACCAUACCUCCUCUUUGAGAACACCAUGUCGGUGACCAAGUUCAAUGCAAUGGUGUCUGGGUUGUUCAAACUUGGAAGCUCCUACGAAUGGAUUGUCACCAAGAAAUCUGGUAGAUCAUCCGAAUUAGAUCUCGUCACAGCAGCAGAAAAGGAUACAAAGGGCGCUACGCUUCCUCAGUUCCAGAAGCAAUUACCUGAGAGUGGAUUGAUUGAGAUCAAUAUGCGAAAGGAACAGCACGAGAAGGUGCUGCAUGACGCGAAAAAAGCUAAUAAGAUCUACAAGAAGGAGCUUGCUCUCUCUCUGCUCCUCCUCACUGCUGCAACUCGGAGCCUCUUGUCUGCUCAAGGGAUUCAUUUCUACUUCCUUCUCUUCCAGGGUGUGUCAUUCCUUCUUGUUGGCCUUGAUCUAAUUGGAGAACAGAUAAGCUGAUCCCUGUCGUGCUAUUGUUCAUGCAUAUAUUCAUACAUGCAGUGGCAGAGAGCUAUUGUUCAUGCUACGAAAUUUUUACUUCAGCAUUGCAACCCUGCACAAAAGACAAGAGAAGAACAAUUGUUCCGCAGUCCAGAUUCAGGGCACAGACUGGGAUGGCCCGACAGGAAUAAACCGAAUAGUAGAUAGGAUUUGUUCAUCUGUACACUGUCAGUAAAUGAUCCUGCAGUGUUCAUAUAUAGAGUUCCAGCAAUGUUCCUUGAAUUCAUAAAUACUGAAAUGUGUACCUCAUUUGUAAAUCGUAAUACACAAUUCGUUCUGAAGAUGAAGUGUGAAGUCGUACAAAUUGUGUUGAUGUUUGUCACCACCCUAGGUGAAUUGU
Phragmites australis (common reed) is the source of this 2846-nucleotide messenger RNA. Its product is annotated as probable xyloglucan glycosyltransferase 2. Gene Ontology annotation, molecular function: glycosyltransferase activity. Bases 377 to 2464 code for a protein of 695 amino acids. The transcript has 5 exons. Gene Ontology annotation, cellular component: Golgi apparatus. The record is from RefSeq and is a predicted model, not a curated record. NCBI's taxonomy places the organism in Eukaryota, Viridiplantae, Streptophyta, Magnoliopsida, Poales, Poaceae.